UAUUUAUAUGGCUGGCAUCAAUGAGAGAGGUCACAAGAGGAGGAGGAAGAAAGAGGAGGGGAGUGUUGUGCCGAGGCAGAAAUUAAACACACAACACAGGGAACACUAGGCAAGGUGAAGGAAGAGAGAAGAGGAGGAGGAGGAUAAACAGAAGAGGAUUGCCUUGACUGCGACCUUCGAGAGAGAGAGAGAGAGAGAGAGAGAGAGAGAGAGCAGACACAAUGAACACCAACAAACAGAGACCAUCGAUUCUGGACAAGUCCCUGAGCCGCGGCAAGACUGAAGUGAGUGGAACAGCAUAUGCGUUGCUGUUUGCCGAGAUGGUUCAGUACUCCCACAACAGAGUGCAGAGUGUGGCUGACCUGCACCAGAAGCUGUCAGAGCUAGGGCAGCAUGUCGGGACGCGCAUGGUGGAGCUGCUGUUUGUCAGAGAGAGAAAUUACAAGAGAGAGACAAAACUACUGAGUAUUUUGCUGUUUGUCAAAGGAACAUUAUGGAAGUCGCUGUUCGGCAAGGAGGCAGACAAGCUGGAUAGAGCGACAGACGACGAGCGCAUCUUCUAUCUGAUCGAAAAGGAACCGCUGGUGAACCGAUUUGUGUCUGUUCCGAGAGACAAGAGCUCCAUCAACUGUGCUGCGUUUGUUGCUGGGAUCAUCGAGGCCACUCUUGUGUCCACUGGCUUUCCGGCCAAGGUGACAGCGCUGUGGCACAAAGGGACAACAUUCAUGAUUAAGUUUGAUGACACAGUGUUGGUGAGGGACAAGCAGCUGGAGGGGCGGUGAGAGAGAGAGAGAGAGAGAGAGAGAGAGAGAGAGAGAGAGAGAGAGAGAGUUAUUACCUUACCUAUUGUUAUAUUAUUACGAGAGAGAGAGAGAGAGAGAGUGUGUGUGUGUGUGUGUGUUGAAAAUAAUUUAAACUCGCGUAUGUAUGAGUGAUAGAAUAAGAGAGGAGGAUAAUUAUAAUAACAAUAAUGAUGGUUAAAUAACAAUAAAACAUCGUAAUAUU
This is a messenger RNA of Scylla paramamosain (green mud crab), 1005 nucleotides long. It is a transcript of the gene Trs31, whose product is annotated as trafficking protein particle complex subunit 5-like. The transcript has 6 exons. Lineage: Eukaryota; Metazoa; Arthropoda; Malacostraca; Decapoda; Portunidae. Gene Ontology annotation, cellular component: TRAPPIII protein complex; TRAPPII protein complex; TRAPPI protein complex. Gene Ontology annotation, biological process: endoplasmic reticulum to Golgi vesicle-mediated transport. The record is from RefSeq and is a predicted model, not a curated record. Bases 222 to 782 code for a protein of 186 amino acids.